AUGAAUGCUCUGACCGAUUAUCAGACGGAACCCAUUGCCAUUGUGGGAAGCAGCUGUCGGUUUCCCGGCGGCGCCAGCUCUCCAUCCAAGCUCUGGGACUUGCUCCAAGACCCCUACGAUCUCCUGCGGGAGAUUCCUCCAUCCCGAUUCAACCCCAAAGGCUUCUAUCACCCCAACGGCGAAUACCAUGGCAGCACCAAUGUCAUGCAAUCGUACCUCCUGGAGGAAGACCCUUGCUUGUUCGAUCACCGCUUCUUCAACAUUCAUCCGAAGGAGGCCGAGUCCAUGGACCCCCAGCAGCGGUUACUGCUGGAAACCGUGUAUGAGGGCAUCGAGGCAGCAGGUUACUCCAUGCAGCGUUUGAAGGCAUCCUCCACGGCGGUCUUUGUGGGCCAGAUGACCGCGGAUUACCACGAUGUCCUGCUCCGAGACGUGGACAGCACCCCCCAAUACCUUGCCACUGGUACCUCCCGAAGUAUCAUGGCCAACCGAGUGUCCUACUUUUUCGACUGGCGAGGGCCGUCAGUCACCAUCGACACCGCAUGUUCCUCGAGCCUCGUGGCCCUUCACCAGGCCGUCCAGAGCCUGCGAUCCGGGGAAUCAUCCCUCGCCGUUGCUGCCGGUGUCAACCUGAUCCUGGGUCCCGAAUUGUACAUCUUCGAAUCGAAACUACAUAUGUUGUCUCCCACAGGACGAUCCCGAAUGUGGGAUGCGCAAGCCGACGGAUAUGCGCGAGGAGAGGGGGUGGCCUCGGUGAUCCUGAAGCCCCUACGACAGGCCAUUGCAGAUCAUGAUCGGAUCGAAUGUAUUAUUCGCGAGACGGGCGUCAACCAGGACGGACGCACCCCCGGCAUCACAAUGCCCAACGCUGCGGCCCAGACCCAGCUGAUCCGCUCGACCUACGAGCGAUGCGGCCUGGACUGUACCAAGCCCGAGGGCCGCUGUCAAUAUUUCGAGGCCCACGGGACUGGAACCCUAGCAGGCGACCCCGUCGAAGCCAAAGCCAUUCGCGACGUCUUUUUCCCAGUCGACACGGCCGGGGCGUCCGAGCAGGAAGAGUCCCUGUAUGUAGGGUCUGUCAAAACUGUCAUCGGUCACCUCGAAGGCACGGCAGGACUGGCGGGAAUUCUCAAGGCGUCCCUAGCCCUGCGGCACGGUGUGAUACCGGCGAACAUGCACUUCCAACGGCUGAACCCGGCCAUCGAGCCCUAUUAUCAACACUUGGUGGUACCCACCGAAAAUCAAGCAUGGCCAGCUGUGCCUGGCGGAGGUCCGAGGCGAGCCAGCGUCAACAGCUUCGGCUUUGGAGGGACCAAUGCACAUGCCAUCCUCGAGAGUUGGGAGGAACCGGACCCCCAGCUCCGAGCAACCCCCACGGCAUGUGGUCCACUGACUGUAUCGGCGCACUCCGAGCGGGCUCUGGAGGUGGCCGUCUCGUCGUUAGCUCAGACAUUGCAGCGGCAGACUUUGGAGGACUUUUCCGACCUCCUCUGGACUCUCCAGACCCGGCGUACAGAAUUCCCUUACAAGGCCAGUUUUUCCGGCUCAAGUCCCGACCAGCUCGUCCAGCGACUGCUUGAUACAGGCCCCGGAGCCAUUCGAGCCAUCAGUGUGACAGAUCAGCGACCUGUCCGGAUUCUCGGAAUCUUCACUGGACAAGGGGCACAAUGGCCGGCGAUGGGUGCCAGUCUGUAUGCACGGUCCAGGCAGUUCCAGGAGUGUAUUCAGGCGCUGGACGCCUCCCUUGCCUGUCUUCCAGACUCGCCCGACUGGACCCUGGCUUCUCAACUGCAACCUACGGCUGAUCCUUCCCGGGUACAUGAGGCAGCCAUCUCACAGCCCCUGUGCACGGCUCUUCAGAUCGGCCUCGUGGACCUUCUUCAAUCCUCGGGGAUCACAUUCGGUGCCGUGCUCGGCCAUUCGUCCGGCGAAAUUGCUGCCGCCUAUGCCGCAGGCCGCCUCACUGCAGAUGAUGCCAUUCGGAUCGCGUACUAUCGUGGAGUUCAUGCCCACCUGGCGUGCGGCCCAGAUGGACAAGCCGGCCGAAUGAUGGCUGUGGGUAUGAACCUGUCCGACGCGCAAUCGUUUUGUCAAAACGAACCACUGCAGGGUAGGAUCUCAGUAGCUGCCAGCAAUUCUCGGUCCAGUGUGACAUUGUCCGGCGAUGCGGACGCAAUUGACGUUGCAAAACACCUCCUAGAUGACGAGAAGCAAUUUGCACGCGUGCUCAAGGUCAACACCGCUUAUCACUCCCACCACAUGGAACGCUGUGCCACGCCAUACCUGGAAUCACUGCGCCGCUGUAACAUUCAGGUCAAACCUGGUCGGGAGGAAUGCCACUGGUUUUCCAGUGUGCAUGGGCGCGAUGGACGCAGCAUCGACGACUCGGACAAUCUUUGGGGGCCAUACUGGGUGAACAACAUGGUUCAGACGGUUCUUUUCUCCCAGGCCCUGGAGCGUGCUAUUACCGAGGAGCACUGCUUUGAUCUGGUCCUCGAACUGGGACCGCAUCCUGCCCUCAAGGGACCAGCCACGGAAACCAUCAAGACCCUUACCGGUGUCGACUUGCCAUACACUGGCCUGCUCAAGCGAGGGGACGACGAUUUUCUCAUCUUCUCUGACGCCCUAGGUUUCAUCUGGAAACACUUUCUCUCCACUCGACCGGUGGUAGACUUUGCCGGAUUCCGUGCUGCGUGUGUUGGCCGUGAAGCCCCGGUACCCUCGGUGUCUAGGGAUCUACCAAGCUAUGCUUGGGACCACCAGCAACCGCUGUGGAAAGAGUCAUGGAAAUCGCGCGAGUACCGCACUCGUGCACGCCCGAUUCAUGAGCUUCUGGGGACGGUCAGGACACACGGCGAUCGACAGGAGAUGCGCUGGCGCCAUGUCAUGAGACUCCAGGAGAUGGACUGGCUCCGGGGCCACGAGUUCCAAGGCCAGGUCUUAUUCCCCGCGGCAGGAUACGUAUCCAUGGCGUACGAGGCCUGUAUGCAUCUGGCGGGCGAGUCGUCAGUGCAACUGGUGGAGCUGAUGGAUCUCCGCAUCCAGCGGGCAAUCACCCUGGAGGAGGAUUCCAGCGGCGUGGAUGUCUCAUUCGUCAUUCGCCGCGUUGCUAGGAGCGACCAUUCACUCACAGCCGAAUAUACCUGCUACAGUUGCGGAGUCGACGGCAGCGUGACCGAGGCCGAAAAAACCAACUUCUCUGGUCGCGCCAUCAUCACCCUCGGCAGCCCUAAUCCCGCGUCCUUGCCCCCACGAUGUCCUCCUCAACUCCCGUUGACUUCCCUGAAGCCGGCCCGACUGUAUGCCUCCUUGCAGGACAUCGGCCUCCGUUAUUCAGGUCUUUUCCUCGUGGACUCCGUUCGCCGCCGACUCAACGUGGCUACCGUCACCAUGCCACGCCAACAGGCCUCCCCCUGGAGGGUUCAUCCCGCCACGUUGGACGCCGCGUUCCAUGGGUUGUUCGCCGCAUUCUGCGCUCCCGGAGACAGUCGUUUGUGGACGUAUUACCUGCCCACCAGUAUCGAGAGGGUGGUGAUAGGAACGCCGUGCGAGCGCGUCUCCCGACACGAAUCCUCAGGGUUGCUGGUAGCGGACUGCCACUUGCGAUCUGCCUCAGCUAAGAUCAUCUGCGGCGAUGUCGAUAUCUUCUGCGAGGCAGACGAUCAUCCAGAGAUCCAGGUACAGGCCAUUACGUGCUCUUCCUUCGCGAACGUAUCCCCCCAGGACGAUAGGCUUCUCUUCUCCCAUACCGUUUGGCAACCGGACAUAUCCACCGCCGUGCUGUCUGUCGGCCAUACGGAGGCGUCCCCGCGCGAGCAUGCGCUGGUCGACCUCUGUGAGCGAGCCUCGUACUUUUAUUUGCGUCAGCUGCGACAGACAAUCGCGCCAGAGGAGAUCCCGGCUAUGGAAUGGCAGUUCCGGUGCCUGAUGGAUUGGACACGCGAUCAUCUGCUCCCGAUGGUAGAGUCUGGCCGUCACUCUCGAGUGCGCCCCGAGUGGGCGAGCGAUACACGGGCUGAUAUCAUGGCCUGGACGCGCACGCACCCAGGGCAAAUUGACCUAGAGAUCAUCGUUGCCGUCGGAGAGGCUCUCCCCGCCAUCGUCCGUGGAAAGGUUCCCAUCCUACAGGUGAUGAUGGAGAAUGACAUGCUUAAUCGACUCUACAAAUUCGGUCUCGGGUUCGACCUCGCCAACGAGCGUCUCCGGACUAUGGUAUCGCAAAUCUCCCAUCGAUACCCCCGGCUUCAUGCGCUCGAGAUCGGUGCCGGUACGGGUGGAGCCACAGUCAAUGUCUUGCAGGGGCUGUCCAGCCAGUUCCUGUCGUACACAUACACUGAUAUCUCGCCGGGGUUCUUCGAAAAGGCCCAGUCUAUGUUCCAUGAGCACCGCGGAAAGAUGCGAUUCAAGACGCUAGAUAUUGAGCGAGAUCCCGAGCCCCAGGGCUUUCCCCCGCAUUCCUUCGACGUGGUGAUCGCCUCCAACGUCCUCCAUGCGACCAAGAGUCUGGCAGACACGAUGCGUCAUUGCCGCCAGCUACUCAAGCCCGGCGGAUACCUCCUCCUUUUGGAGAUCACGAGCAACACGUUGCGCCCCCAGUUCGUCAUGUCGGGCUUGCCGGGCUGGUGGUUAGGGCGUGCCGAUGGCCGGCCCUGCCAUCCAACCAUCACGGAGGCGCAAUGGAAUGUCUUGCUGGAGGAAAGCGGAUUCUCGGGCAUUGAUACCGUGUGUCGGGACUUUGAUGACCCCGACAAGUACAUGUGCUCGGUGAUGAGCACGCAGGCCGUCGACCACCGGAUCAGUGCUCUUCGUCUCCCUCUGGCGUAUCCGGAUACCAUUCCUCGCAUCGGUCACCUCCUGGUGGUGGGUGGCCAGGGGACACUGGAAUUGACUCGCAUCGUCCAACGCCUGCGAGGCAUUCUCCGCCCUUUUGCUGAGCAUAUAACUGCAGUUGCAGAGUUAAACACUGUGAGCGCCUCCAACGUUCCACCGGACAGCGCGGUCCUCUGUCUGGCGGAGCUGGACCAGCCCACCUUCCGCGACAUGACAGAGGCCCGGUUCCAGGGCAUGCAGACGUUGUUUGUCCAGGCCAAGUAUCUUCUUGUCGGGACGCUGGUUGCCUCAAACCGUGCCGUGCUGACCUUGUCGGGGUCUAAUCGCUCCCGGCUGCGCGUGCCGAAGGCCGAUGUCUUUCCCUUGGGGGGACCGUCGCCGGAUGAUGGGAUGCUGCAGUAUCUGAUGCGACAAUUGCUGGCGGAGGUGAUCCUGGAGGGUGAAUCCAGUACAGAUGGCACCAUCUGGGUGCACGGUGCAGAUGACUACCUCGCACCUGUCCUCGAAGCGACAGCCAGGACAAGAGGUAUCCCCGUGUUCAUGAGCACCUUGUCACCGGAUGUCGCGCAGCAGACCUACAUUCACCCCUACAGCACGGAGCGGGAUAUCGGCCGGAUCAAACCCACCCGAAUCCAAACCCUAGUCCAUCUCGAUAGCAAACGUUACCCUGCUCUCGAUGUUCACCUGCGCCGGGUGGCACACAAUGAUGGGGCUAAAGUGCGAGAGAUCCCGGUCUAUCGCAAUAACACUCCGCUUGCUAUACCAAUGGACUGGGUCACACUACGUGCUUUCGCCAGCCAGUUCUGUCAAAGCCCUGAUCUAAAGCUUGAUGUCCCAGCAAUCGGCUUUCCCGGCCCAGUGCCGGUGCCAACCCUAGUCCAGGAUGCUGGUGAAUGGGCCGGUCUACAGGUCAUUGACUGGACAGGACCUUCCACACUACCAGUGCCGGUCCAGCCCCUGGACGCACGGGGUCUCUUUGCGGAUAACAAGACGUAUUUCCUCGUCGGUCUAACGGGGGAAUUGGGACUGUCUCUAUGUCACUGGAUGGCCCAGCACGGGGCUCGGUACCUGGCGAUAGCCAGUCGGAAUCCACAAGUCGAUUCGAUGGAAAUCUCCAGUUUAGAGCGCGCCGGGGUCCAAGUCCGCGUGUUCUCUCUGGAUAUCACCGACAAGGCCAGCCUGCGCGGCGUCUACGAGGACAUUCGCGCCACCAUGCCCCCGAUUGCGGGCGUGGCCAAUGCUGCCAUGGUGCUCCGGGAUCGGUCGUUUGACAAUAUGACCUGGACGGACUUUGAGGUUGUGCUGCGGCCCAAGGUCCAGGGCAGCCAGAACCUGGACGAGCUCUUCUCCGACACUCCCCUGGACUUCUUCGUCCUCUUCUCCUCUCUGGCCUGCGUCAUUGGCAACCGCGGCCAGGCCAACUACGGAGCCGCCAACAUGUUCAUGGCUACUCUCGCUGCUCAGCGGCGCAAUCGCGGCCUCGCGGCCUCGAUCCUGGACAUUGGCAUGCUUCUGGGCGUGGGCUAUGUGGCCCGCACGGGGGAACAGUACGAAACUCAGUUGAAGCGCUAUCGCUACAUGUCCUUGUCCGAGCCGGACUUCCACCACAUGUUCGCCGAGGCUGUUCGCGCUGGACACCCCGACUCAGACCAUCCUCCCGGCUUGAUUACAGGGCUGGAACGGACCAAUUUGUCGCGGGAGGAGGCAACUGCCCCAUGGCAUCGGAACCCUCGGUUUGCGCAUUAUACCUACGAUGACGCGGAGGAGUCCAGAAACGGACAAGGGGGGCCUGCUGGCGAGUCCCGCGCGCAAAGCUCCUCCGCUCAGAGCCUGCGGACCCAGUUGGCUCUCGACGUGGAUCACGAUCAGGCGCUCGGCAUCCUGGAGGCUGGGUUUUCAAGAAAGCUUCAACUUAUCCUGCAGGUUUCCGACGACAGCAUCGAUCGCGUGCGGCCCUUAAUGGACCUGGGGAUUGACUCCCUCGUGGCCGUGGAGAUUCGCUCGUGGUUCCUCAAGGAGCUGGCUGUCGACAUUCCUGUGCUUCGCGUUUUGGGUGGUGCCUCCCUGUCGGAUCUGUGUAAGGAUGUCCUGGCCAAGCUGCCCGAUUGGAAUCAGGCUCAGGCCGCAUUGUCUCCAGCCCACGCCUUGUCCGCUGGUUCGGGGACGGCAUCCAACUCGGACGCUAUUGAAACCCCUGCCGAAACUGACUCGGAAACCUCUCGCGACGACGAGCCCGGGGCUUCUCCAUACGAGCGGACGGGUGAGUUGACUCAUGCUCAGGCCCGGCUCUACUUCCCCAGUGUUUUUCUACAGGAUAAAUCCACUUAUAACGUCGUUUUCGCCGGCACCCUGCACGGUGCCCUGGAGAUCGACCGUCUGAAGGCGGCGCUCCACCUCGUUUCCCACACACAUGAGACCCUACGCACCUCUUUCUACAUCGCCCCCGGCAAGGGUACCGCCACCCAGAGGGUGAACUUGAAGUCGGGGAUCGUCUUGAAGCAGAAACACAUUUCCGACACGUCCGAGCUGGAUGCGGAACUGAAGGCCUUACGAGGGCACGAGUUUGAUCUGGAACAGGGCCAAUUGAUGAAGGUGGUUGUGCUGACCUCGCCGGACUCGGUGCAUCGGAUUCUCUUUGGCUACCAUCAUAUUGCCCUCGACGGGGUAAGCUGGCUCCUCUUCUUGCAGAACCUGCACCAGGCAUAUACUGCACGAAAUCUGCCUUCUGCGCCCCAACAGGUGAUUGAUAUGGCUGUCAAGCAACGAAACGAGCGGGUGCCGGCUCGCCUGGGAAGUGAGCUGCGUUACUGGGCUGACCGAUAUGCCGGUUGCCUGCUGGAGCCCGUACCCUUAUUCCCUGGGGCUCGGGUCAGUUCUCGCCAGAUCCUCACGGCGUACGACACUGAGACCUUCGAUAUCCGUCUCGACCAUCAGCUGGCUCAGGUGGUCCGCACGAGAAGCUCCCAGCUACAGAUGACCUCGUUCCAUUUUUACCUGGCUGUUCUGGCGGUCUUGGUCACACAAACCUUGGCCGUGGACGAUUUCAGCAUCGGCAUCAUGGACGCUAAUCGCGUGGAUCCGCUUGAUUUGCAGACGCUGGGAUUCGUCCUCAAUCUCCUACCGAUACGCUUUCAGCCCGAACCCCAUCAGCCCUUCACCACGCUGGUCCGUCAGACUCGUGACCAGGUGUUAGGUGCAUUGGCGAAUUCGCGCGUGCCCUUUGAUCUCCUCCUGGAGCAUCUCCAAGUGCCCCGAUCCGCUCAACACAGCCCGCUGUUUCAGGUGGCCUUGAAUUAUCGCAUGGGGGACUCCUAUCACACGCCACUUGGCGAGGGUUAUAUCGAAUGGACUCGCGCACUGGGUUCCGGGAAUCCGUAUGACCUGACUGUCGACGUCACCGAGACUCCCGAGGACGUCACGUUGGUGUCCUUCACCACGCACCGAUAUCUCUAUGGGCCCCGGGAAACCCGCCAGCUAAUGCAGUCCUAUCAGGCCUUGUUGGAGCAGCUGGUUGCCGACCCGUCGAUUCCCAUCUCUCAGCCCUCCGUCACCAUUGACCCUCCCCGAGCGGUCCAUCAGGGUCCCCCGCUGGCAGUUGCCUGGCCCGAGACUCUCGCUCAUCGCAUCGAGGACAUCUGGACCACCCACGCGGAGUCCACCGCCAUUAUCGACGGGUCUGGGGGGGUGUUGACCUACAAGCAGAUGGCACGUCGAGUUAUGCAGAUAUGCCAUGCUUUUGAGGAACUGGCCAUCCCCCACAACAGCUACGUGGCCAUGCUGAUGCACCCCGGCCCGGAUGUGGUCUGUACUCUGCUAGCCAUCAUGCGCCUGGGCCAUAUCUACGUGCCCCUUGACCUCCGCAAUCCCCCGGAGCGCUUGAGGGCCAUUGUCUCAGAUUGUCAGCCAGCGGUGAUCAUUGUCGACGCGGCGGCCGAGCAGGCCCGUCAUCUGGCAAGUAGCAACAUCCCCGUCGUCGAUGUCACGCAGUUCCAAACGGCUGGUCUUGGUGACACAUCGAUCCCCAACCGUGCGGUGGGCAGCCAGCCUGCCUUUGCCCUCUACACCAGCGGCUCGACCGGACAGCCAAAGGGUGCGCUGCUGACACAUGCCGGCUUCGUCAACCAGAUCGCCGCCAUCACAAGCCUCUACGACGUGCACCGCGAGGUCGUGCUGCAGCAGAGCUCGCUCGGAUUUGACAUGUCGCUCGAGCAGAUGUUCAUCGCUCUAGCCAACGGCGGCACCGUCGUGACCGUCCCGCAAGAGGCCCGCGGAGACCCAGCCCAACUGGCCAAGCUGAUGCUCACCCACAGCGUCACCUAUACCGAAUUCGUACCCUCGGAGUACUUGGCCCUCCUCAACUAUGCCGCAGCAACCCUUCGUCGCUGCGUCUCAUGGCGACUGGCCUUUUCCGGGGGUGAGAAGAUAUCUCCUCAGCUACGCCGCGCCUUCAGGCGUCUAGAGCUCCCGGACUUGCAGCUCAUCAAUGUCUACGGUCCAACAGAGAUCACCUUGUCCUGCAGCCGGGGUCUGGUGUCCUACUCUACCGACGGCGAGGAUGAAACUUCCGUGGGCCAGAUCCUACCCAAAUACACAGUUUCCAUCUUGGACGCCUCCCUGCAGCCAGUCCCCCCGGGCUCUCCAGGCGAGAUCUGCAUCGGGGGCAUCGGGGUGGCGGUGGGAUAUCUUAACAAGCCCGGGGAGACAGCCCGUCGCUUUGUGCCCGACCCCCUGGAUUCCUUGAUGACUGUCUAUCGUACCGGAGACCAGGGCCGCAUGGCAGAAGACGGGACCCUACACUUCCUGGGUCGUCUGGACGGCGACAGCCAAAUUAAGAUCCGGGGCAUUCGCAUCGAGUUGGAGGACAUCGCCCAGACUAUCCUGGCGCAGGCGUCCACGACCCUCCUCGACGCAGCUGUGUCCGUUCAAGGCACCGCGCAGGCUCUAGUGGCCUUUGUUGUCUUCGUCCCUGACUUUGCCCCGUCAGACCGGACGGCCUACCUCGAGGAGCUUCGUCAGCGCCUGCCUCUUCCCAGCUACAUGCGUCCGGCCUGCCUGGUCCCCGUCGACGACCUGCCCCGGAACCCUAACGGGAAGAGGGACCGUCGGGCCAUCGACCAACUGCCCAUUCCCAUUGGGUGGUCUCCAACCCCAGACUCCGGUCUGACUAUCCUAGACGAGACGGAACAGCAGGUCAAGAGGGCCUGGGAGGAGGUCCUACCACCGUCAUCCACCGCUCAUGCCUCGCUCACCAUUGGGCUCGAUACCGACUUCUUCCAGGCGGGGGGAAACUCACUAUUACUUCUGCGUCUCCAGGCCGUACUAGCCACGACCUUUGGCACGUCACUGGGCCUGCCCGAGCUGUUCCAGGCCAGUACCCUCCGCGGCAUGGCCCAACGCCUCGCCUCGUCCUCUACCGUCACCAGCACCUCCCUCAUCGACUGGGAUCGGGAGCUCAACUCUCUCUGCGAUGGUCUCCCGAGCACAGUCAGCGCCUAUCAACCCACCAGCCGUGACGACCAGCUGAUCGUCAUCCUCACCGGCGCGACGGGGUUCCUGGGCCGCCACCUGCUGCAGCAACUAGUCGAUCAUCCCCGCGUGCAUCGCGUUCACUGCAUCGCCGUCCGCAAGCAUGACACCCGCCAAUCCCUGUCAGUCCGCAGCCCUAAAAUAAUCAUCCAUCCCGGCGAUCUCCAGGACCGCGACCUCGGCCUCGCGGCAACCACGCAACGCACCCUCGCCAACACCGCCCAUCUGAUCAUCCACAACGGCGCCGAUGUCUCUUUCCUGAAGACAUACACCACCCUCCGACCCGCCAAUGUCCUAUCGGUCCGCUCACUAGUGGAACUUGCCCUCCCGCGGACUAUCCCCAUCCACUUCAUCUCCACGGCCUCGAUCGCCCACUUUGUCCCGCACAACGACCUGGACACGCCUCUCGCCGAGACCUCCGUGUCAGAGUAUCCCCCGCCGGCGGACAGUCCGGAUGGCUACGCCGCGUCCAAGUGGGUCAGCGAAAGCUUCCUGGAACGGGUAUGCCAGGACCGAGGACUCCCGGUGUGCAUCCAUCGACCGACCAGUCUCGUGGGCGUUGGGGCGCCGGCCACCGAUCUGAUGGCAAAUCUGGUGCAUUAUUCCGGCUUGCUGAAGGCGGUUCCGGCACUGGAUGGGGAGACUGUGGGCGGGGCGCUGGACUUGGUGCCGGUGGGGGAUGUGGCUGGGGAGAUUGUACAGAUGGCCGUGGAGUUGGAGUUGGGGUCAGAGGCAGUGUCGACGGUGCGGUUCGUGCAUCACUGUAGCGAAGUGAAGAUUCCUCCGUUUCGUCUGAGGGAGUAUCUGGAAGAGGUACAUGGGGGGGUUGUGUUCGAGACACGCCCGCUUGAGGUUUGGAUUGAACUGGCUCGCGCGCAGGGAUUGUUGCCCCUGGUGGCGGAUUAUUUGGAUAGUAUGUUGGGAAGGGGACAGCGGGUGAUGCUGCCGGUGGUGAGACGGGGGUGA
Messenger RNA from Aspergillus sclerotioniger CBS 115572, 11322 nucleotides. RefSeq names its product polyketide synthase. Gene Ontology annotation, molecular function: phosphopantetheine binding; fatty acid synthase activity; 3-oxoacyl-[acyl-carrier-protein] synthase activity. Gene Ontology annotation, biological process: secondary metabolite biosynthetic process; fatty acid biosynthetic process. The record is from RefSeq and is a predicted model, not a curated record. The transcript has 2 exons. NCBI's taxonomy places the organism in Eukaryota, Fungi, Ascomycota, Eurotiomycetes, Eurotiales, Aspergillaceae. Bases 1 to 11322 code for a protein of 3773 amino acids.